Messenger RNA from Dama dama (fallow deer), 1638 nucleotides. RefSeq names its product thymocyte nuclear protein 1 (gene THYN1). The transcript has 7 exons. Bases 864 to 1499 code for a protein of 211 amino acids. Lineage: Eukaryota; Metazoa; Chordata; Mammalia; Artiodactyla; Cervidae. The record is from RefSeq and is a predicted model, not a curated record. Gene Ontology annotation, cellular component: nucleus.
AAGAGGUCGGGGGGCCGGAGGCUUUGAGUCUAGCGUGGAAAAUGGGUAGGAGAGCGGGGCGUCUCUCGUGUUCACAGGGUGAGGGGCAUUCAGUGGAAGAGCAGCAGCAGCAGAGCACUCAGAGGCAGAGGAAGUGCUUGCUGGAGACGGACGAGGGUUCCGGGUUGUUGCUUAUCAGCGCACGCGGUGUUUAUUUACUGUCCCGAUCACUGUCCAGGGGGACGACCGGCACACCAGGAGGGUGCCGCGUGUUAGACGGCCGUCAGGAUGGCUCACGUCAGAGCUUCCACUUAGUUCAGAGGCCGUGCAGGAGGGUCAGGUGUGUUCAGGCCAGCGUGGCAGGCUGGUGUAUGAUCUAGCGCAUACCCUCCAGGUGGAUGGUGUGGACUGCCUGCCUUAGGUUGAGCGUGACCACGGAACACAGGUAAAAACUUAACAGCUCUUAGUUACCAGGUACCCACUCUGCUUCAGGCACAUUUCCCUCACUGGAGGACAAAACUGAGUCCUGACCAUGUCUGCAAACUCCUCAGUGGCGGUUUUAUCCAGCUUCUCUGAGCAUCUUCGAGUGGAAAGGAGGCAGGCUCAGAGCACAGUGAGCAAGGAGGGAGUCUGAGGUGACACAGAAGCUCAUGUUCCUGAACACUGAUGAUGACGCAGGCAGUGCCUCAGCCCACUAUUUGUAUUGUGUUUGUGCUCAGUUGCUUCAGAUUUUGUGACCCCACGGACUGUAGCCCGCCAGGCUCCUCUGUCCAUGGGAUUCUCCAGGCAAGGAUGCUCGAGUGGGUUGCCAUGCCCUCCUCCAGGGGAUCUUCCCAACCCCGGGGACUGAACCCCCUAUCUCUAAGUUUCCUGUGUUGGCAGACAUGAAGGGGCCAGAAGGAAAACGCACCAAAACUAAGAACCUAGGGGGGGCAUCAGCCCAAGUGGAGAACUCCAGCCUCCAGAAGACUCCAGCCUCUGAAGAUGGUGGGGAGACCCUCGGCAGCUACUGGCUGAUGAAGUCAGAGCCAGAAAGCCGACUGGAAAAAGGCGUGGAUGUGAAGUUCAGCAUCGAGGAUCUCCAGGCACAGCCCAGGCAGACGACGUGCUGGGACGGUGUUCGCAACUACCAGGCCCGGAACUUCCUGAGGGCCAUGAGGCUGGACGAGGAGGCCUUCUUCUACCACAGCAACUGCAGAGAGCCGGGCAUCGCGGGCCUCAUGAAGAUUGUGAAGGAGGCUUACCCGGACCACACACAGUUUGAGAAGAACAGUCCCCACUAUGACUCAUCCAGCAAAGAAGACAACCCCAAGUGGUCCAUGGUGGACGUACAGUUUGUGCGGAUGAUGAGGCGUUUCAUCCCCCUGGCUGAGCUCAGAGCCCAUCACGAAGCACACAAAGCCUCUGGCGGCCCUUUAAAAAACAUGGCUCUCUUCACUCGCCAGAGACUGUCCGUCCAGCGCCUGACCCGAGAGGAGUUUGAUUUUAUCCUGAGCCUGGAGGAAAAGGAACCGAGUUAGUGGCGACGCGGCUGCUGAAAUGGAUAAGGUGUUGCCCCAAAGUCAAGCUACCACGAGACGAGAGGGAGUGCGGGGAGCACACUGGGUGUGAGCGGCGUAGGGCCUGGUCCUUUCUAAUAAACACCCAUGCUGAAGUUGA